CCUAACAUCCGGGGUACACAUUUGUGUUAUCGGGAGUAUCGUCUGAGCACUAGUACUUGUCUUCUGACAACAGAAUUAGAACUAACCAACUAAAUUCUCUCUUAUAGAUGUUGCAUAAUUCCACAAGCGAAGCUCUAAAUAAGUUUGCAAAGAUUGUUCUUGACCUUACAUACUCUCUUCUUGACCUUGGCCUUCCUUCAUCUUCAGACCGUUUCCGUGGUGACACAGGAUCUUACAGGAACAACUUGAAGAUGUCUCCCGCUGUCCGUAAAGUUAAGUUGGUGUUCGCCCUGACGCUCUGGCUGUGCAUGGCGUCUGUACAGGGUGUAAGGGUGUGCGAGAGGGGGUGGACAGGGGUGAACUGCAACCAGAAAGUGAUAUUGGACGCCAGAGAGGCAAACAGCUUCCUGGCGCGCCCUCGGUCCCGCCGAGGGAAUGACGAGGGCAUUUUUGCGGAGGCUCCGUGGAUAAGCGACAACCUAGAGCGGGAGUGUAUCGAGGAGACCUGUAACUUCGAGGAGGCGCGCGAGUGUUUCGAGAACAACGAGAGAACCCGUGAGUUCUGGGUAGGGUACACAGACCCUAACCAGUGCCUGUCCAGCCCGUGUGUGGGUUCCAACACGCUGCGGUGCGAGGACCUGUUCCAGGCCUACAACUGUGUCUGUAAGCCAGGCUACAGCGGCGUCAACUGUCAGAUAGAUAUCAACGAGUGCGCCAGCGCCCCCUGUCUGAAUGGCGGGCGUUGCACGGACGGUGCCAACCGGUACACUUGCACAUGCGCAGCAGGGUACCAGGGCAGCAGAUGUGAGUCAAACAUCAACGAGUGCCAGAGCAACCCCUGUCAGUAUGGCGGCGCAUGCGUAGACGGAGUAAACGGCUACACCUGCGACUGCUCCGCCGGAUACACGGGCCCGAACUGCGAGACUGAGCUUGACGAGUGCAGCUCCGGCCCAUGCGCACACGGCGGCUCCUGUACGGACCUGCUGGCGGGGUUCUCCUGCGCCUGCGCACCAGGGUACACAGGCCAGCGUUGUGAGGUGGACAUAAACAACUGUCUGUCACAACCCUGUCGGAACGGCGGCACCUGCACGGACGGAGUGAACAGUUUCCAAUGCGCAUGUCCGGACGGGUUCAGUGACCCCACGUGCGGGACUGUCGUCACCCCGUGUACGUCACAGCCGUGUCAGAACGGGGGGUCAUGUGGGGUCACACAGGACGGCUUCCAGUGUCAGUGCCGCUUUGGAUACACUGGAACAUUCUGUGAAACUGACAUCGACGAAUGCGCCACGAACCCUUGCGUGAACGGCGGGAACUGCACCGACCUGGUUGGCAGGUUCAACUGUACAUGCGCGCCAGGAUGGUCUGGUUAUAACUGUUCCGUGAACAUCGACGAGUGCGCAAGCGCACCAUGUCGUCACGGAGGCACGUGCACAGAUCUCCUGAACGAGUACCAGUGCGCAUGCGUGUUGGGAACGACGGGAAGGGACUGCGAAGUCGACAUAGACGAGUGCGCAAGCGCCCCCUGUCUGAACGAUGGCGUAUGUUUGAACGAGGUCGGAAGGUACGCCUGCGCGUGCGUCCCCGGCUUUACCGGCACCAACUGUGACGUAAACAUCGACGAGUGCGCGUCAUCGCCCUGCAACAACGGCGGCACCUGCGUGGAUGACGUCAACGGGUUCUUCUGCGCAUGCGUGGUCGGGUACGAGGGGCCUAUGUGCGAGGUGGAGACGGACACGUGCGCGAACUUGCCGUGCCGAAACGGCGGGACGUGCGCCGUGCUCUCCCCGGGCUACAACUGCACCUGCCCCGCCAGCCACGCAGGCAGGAACUGCCAGACAAACGUUGACGAGUGUGUGAGCUCCCCGUGCCAGAACGGCGCGCUGUGCGUGGACGGGACGGGCGGGUACCAGUGCGUCUGUCCCGCCGGCUUCACCGGUCCCCACUGCGAGACCAACACGGACGAGUGUCUGUCCAACCCCUGCCGGAACGACGGCACCUGCGUGGACGGAGUUGACUCCUUCUCUUGCGCAUGUCCGGCGGGAGCCAGCGGGACUCUCUGCUCCGGCGAGCUCACCGGCUGUGAAGGUAGCCCCUGCAGAAACGGCGGCACAUGCGCACAGCAGGCGGACUCGUACGUCUGCACAUGCGCAGACGGGUUCAGCGGCACCGACUGCGAGGUCAACCUAGACGAGUGCGGCAGCGACCCCUGCCGGAACGGGGCGCAGUGCAUCGACGGUGACAACUCGUUCAGGUAUAUUAAAACACUCCAAUGUGUCUGUCCUGACGGCUUCUCCGGUCUUCUCUGUGACGUCAACAUCGACGACUGCGCAGUGGACCCCUGUCUGAACGGAGGCACCUGCACGGACGGGGUGGAUGACGUCACUUGCACAUGCGCCGAAGGUUUCACAGGUCGGAUCUGCGCCACCAACAUUGACGACUGUCUCAGCUUUCCGUGCCACAACGGCGGCAGCUGCCGGGACCUGGUCGCGGGCUUCAACUGCUCAUGCGCAGACGGGUACGCCGGAGACACCUGCAACGUCACCGUGGACUACUGCAGCAGCGCCCCCUGUCGGAACGGUGGUGUGUGUACAGGCUAUGUUGGCGGGUACUUCUGCAACUGCGCACCAGGUUACCAAGGCGACCAGUGCGAAACAAACACAGACGACUGUUCCCCCUCCCCGUGCGUGAACGGCGGCACAUGCGCAGACGGUGUUGACAACUUCACCUGCAGCUGCCCUCCCGGCUUCUCCGGCCGCACAUGCGCAGAGAACGACCUCUCCUGCGUGCAUCACGUGUGUCAAAAUGGCGGCACGUGUGUGGAUAGUCCGGACAGAGGUUACUGUGUAUGCAGACCAGGGUUUGCGGGUCCCCACUGCGAGGAGGAUGUAGACGAGUGCGCGAGCGGACCCUGUCUGAACAACGCCACCUGCCGGGACCAUGAGAACUCCUUCUCCUGCACCUGUCCUGUGGGUUUCGCAGGUGAGCUGUGUGGAGAGGACGUGGACGAGUGCGAGUCGACCCCGUGCCAGAACGGCGGGACGUGUACGGACCUCCCGGCGGGCUUCCAGUGCGACUGCCCCGCCGGCUUCGGGGGCGACACCUGCUGGAUGCGCCCCGACCCGUGCGAGAGCGACCCCUGUCAGCACGCUGGGUACUGCAGCAGCCUGGUGGAUAGUUACCAGUGUACUUGUCAAACAGGUUAUACCGGUACGAACUGUGAGACCGAUAUAGACGAGUGCGCAGGCGUGAACUGUCUCCAUGGCGGCACGUGUCGGGACGGGCUCGGCUGGUUCCAGUGCGCCUGCGCAGACGGGUUCACCGGUUCGCUGUGCAACCAAGCGGUGGAUAACUGUGACGUCAUCGUUCGUGACGAGGUCACCAACACGACCCAGCUCGUUCCCAGGGCAGACUGCGGCGCGCACGGAACCUGCAGCAGUUUAGAUAACGGCUUCGUCUGUCUGUGUGAGGAGGGCUUCACCGGGGACAGGUGUGACGAAGGCAAGACACGAUAAUACUUUCAUAAAUGU
This is a messenger RNA of Branchiostoma floridae (Florida lancelet), 3527 nucleotides long. Its product is annotated as neurogenic locus notch homolog protein 1-like. The record is from RefSeq and is a predicted model, not a curated record. Gene Ontology annotation, biological process: Notch signaling pathway. Bases 108 to 3512 code for a protein of 1134 amino acids. NCBI's taxonomy places the organism in Eukaryota, Metazoa, Chordata, Leptocardii, Amphioxiformes, Branchiostomatidae. The transcript has 20 exons. Gene Ontology annotation, molecular function: calcium ion binding; Notch binding. Gene Ontology annotation, cellular component: extracellular region.